Rubroshorea leprosula is the source of this 938-nucleotide messenger RNA. Lineage: Eukaryota; Viridiplantae; Streptophyta; Magnoliopsida; Malvales; Dipterocarpaceae. The record is from the annotation of a GenBank genome assembly.
AAACUAACUUGGAUAUCUGCUUCAUUUCUUUCUUCUAUUCAUUUCUGUUUCUGUACUUUUUUCAAGUUAUGCAUAGUUGACCUAUUUCAUCUUUUUGAUCUAGUUUAAUAUAGACACCAUUAAUGCUGAAUCUAGAGAAUUUUUAGAAAAAUCACUUCCUGAUAGGUCACAUUUCAAGCCCAUUACUUGGUGGGCACUGUGAACACCUACUGGAUGUGCCAACACUUGUUCUUUGGGUUUGGCAACCAACUUAACCUGUGCUUGGAAGCUGUGGCAGCAGCAGUGUGGGAAGCAACGAGUAUAUCACUUUAUAGAGGAGGCAUCCACGGGAACAUUUCCAGAGAAUGCUGCUCUCAGCCAACUUAUCCUUUGAUCGUAAAUAUGACAGGCACUACCAUGCUCUUUGAGACGUACUUAAAGAGGCAGUUUCAAUGCAUUUUCAUGGAAGUAACAUAGGAAGCAAUUAUAUAAGCUGCUGUAUAGUUAAUUUGCUUUUGCCGAGUGGUGCAGACGUGGCAAGGCAAACAUGUCUUCCUGAAUCUCUGGCAGAAGAUCUGUUUAUUCUCUAGUAGGGCACACUCAUUUCUCCAGAACAUGUCUUCUAUGAUGCUUAAAAUGUCCAGAAUCAGUUGGUUUCCUUAGCAUGGUUCUGCAAACGGAUUGCUCCAGCAGCAGGUGGAAGAUUACAACCAUGUGAUAAUGUCAUUUAAUUGAUUAAAUUGGUUACUUGCUCUUCCUCUAUUUGGCAACUGAAUUGCAGUUCAUGGCCCCAGCUAUGGCAUCAUUUUGACAACAGAACUAGACUUUGAUAUUUGCAAAUUUGCUUCAUUUCUUUCCAUUCAUUUCCAUUCAUAUAUUUUUCAGCUUAUGCAUUGUAGACCUACUUCAUCUUCCCCCUUUUUUUUUUUAAUCUAGUUUAAUAUAGAAAUCAUUCAUAC